Salvia hispanica is the source of this 1923-nucleotide messenger RNA. The record is from RefSeq and is a predicted model, not a curated record. Lineage: Eukaryota; Viridiplantae; Streptophyta; Magnoliopsida; Lamiales; Lamiaceae.
AUGAGGCUAUUAAGAAAAAUCAAAGCUCCCAAGGCAUCCAUGGACAGCCUCAAGAGCUUCAUCAACAACGCUUCCAAACAGUUCCAGCCUAAGAAAACCUUCUCUUCCAAGUCCAAGUCCCGCCCCAAGCCUCCUACCCCUAAAUCCGGCUUGACCAAAGACGAGGCUGUCCUCGAGAUCGACAGGGUCAACAAGGAGAUCCUUGCCCUCCAGACCGUCAAGGAGUUCUGCAAAAGCUCCUACGAGAACGGCCUAGCCAAAUUCUACGAGAUCGAGAACCAGAUCGCGGAGAUGCAGGAGAAGGUCUCCUUGCUGCAGGACGAGUACGAGGUGGAUAAUGUGAUCGAUGAUGGAGAAGCCUGCACUCUGAUGGCCGAGGCUGCCUUGAAAUCCUGCAAGGAGACCCUCUCCGCGCUGCAGGAGAAGCAGGAAAACUCUGCCAAGGAGGCCCAAGACGAGGCCGAGAAGAUCGAUGAGGCACGCGACCAGCUCCAGUCCCUUAGGCAAGACUGUGUUGAUGACGAACAAUAUGAAGAUAUGCCGGAUACGGAUAGACAGGACGUCACCUUGGGUUUCAUACAAGAGCUCAACGACAUGGAGACCAUGACCUCCGACAAGAGCAUCGACCUCAGCUCCUCCGCGGCGCUGACAGUCACUCAGCUUGCCGAGAAGAUCGACGUGCUGGUGAACAAGGUCAUCAGCUUGGAGACCGCGGUGUCGUCCCAGACUGUCCUAAUCAACACCAUGAGAUCAGAUUCGGACGAGCUACGGGAACAGAUCAAGCAGCUCGAGAGCGAAAAGGAGACACUCAUGGGCGACAUGCACAGCCUCAGCAACAGGAUCAAGGAACUCGAGGACAAGCUCAGCAGGCUCGAGGAGCUCAACAGCAAUGUUGAAGCUCACAACAGCAAGCUCGAGGCCAACUUUGCUCACUGUCGCUGCAGCCUCGUGAAGAGGGAUCUUGAGAUUCAACAUCUCAAGCAGGAGUUAAGCAUUCUACAAGGAAACAAGGACGGUAGUAUUAAAGAAGUGGAGAUUCAACCACCUUUGUCUAAUUCAGCAGAAGAGAGUGAGUCUGAAUGCAAACCGGAACCAGAAACCAAAGAAUUAGAGAAAGAACAUGAUAUCAAGCUGAUCUUCAAGGUUAAGUCUCAAGCAGUGUCAGUCGUGGAGGAGGGGCUGCGGAUGGAGAUAGACGCGAUACUAGACGAGAAUCUAGAUUUCUGGUUGAGAUUUAGCACCGCGUUCCAUCAGGUCCAGAAGUUCAAGAGCGAGGCGCAGGACUUGCUAGAAGAGAUAGCGAAGCUGAGGGACAAGAAGAAGAAAGAAGGAAGCAUGACCCCGCAGCUAAAAUCCGAGGUCCGACCAAUAUACAAGCACUUGAGAGAAAUCCAGACUGAGCUGACCAUGUGGCUGGAGCAGCGCGUCCGCCUCAAAGAUGAGCUCAAGCGCAGGUUCACUUCGCUGUGCGGAUUACAGGAGGAGAUCACCACGGCACUCAAGGAAGGAGUCGAGGAAGACGAGAUCAGGUUCAGCAGCCAUCAAGCUGCAAAGCUGCAAGGUGAGAUUCUGAGCAUGAAACAAGAAAAUAACAAGGUGAGGGAAGAGCUGCAGACGUGUGUCGAUCAUGUCAGCGUACUGCAACUUGAUAUCGAGAAGACUCUCCGACAGUUGAACCAAGAGUUCAGCAUCGGCACUGAUCAGCCGCAGUUGCAACACACAAUAAGCCGGUCCAAGAUUCCGCUGCGGGCCUUCAUAUUCGGAAACAAGGUGAAGAAGCAGAGGUCACUCUUCAACUUCAUGCAUACUAAUAGAAAAAUGCACAAUGUCAGAACUGUACCAACUGACUGAUUUCACCUACUCAAGGCUCUUGUUUCCCUUUAGAUUACUACAUUUAAAAAAAAAAUUCUUAUUGUAUUUACA